Molecule: messenger RNA, 2434 nt
Organism: Glycine soja
Lineage: Eukaryota; Viridiplantae; Streptophyta; Magnoliopsida; Fabales; Fabaceae
Product: ammonium transporter 3 member 1-like
Exons: 1
Coding region: 1381-2295 (304 amino acids)
Biological process (GO): ammonium transmembrane transport
Cellular component (GO): plasma membrane
Molecular function (GO): ammonium channel activity
Source: RefSeq, a predicted model, not a curated record
CUUACAUAAACUAAUCUUAAAUAUAGUCUUUCGAGGUUGCAAAGUUCAAACAUGCAUCUUGGACAAGACGCGGUAACUUGUAAGCAACAAUUUGUGUUGGCACUCUUUGCAAUGACAGGACUUACCGCAUGGUUUUAAUCUUCAUGCAUAAAACUUGUAAACAUGAAAGUUGUCAUUUGAUUCAUUUUCUGGAUCACUUAAUGCAUCAGUCACGCACAACUGCCAAAAAAACAAAACACUAGAGCUAACAUGGUAGAAGCAUUUUUUUUUUUCAAUUUUUUUGCCAAUUUAGCAAUCGUUAUUUUUGUGUGUGCUAGAGAACCUAGAGCUAACAUAGUUACAAGACCCAAAAUACAUUGUUUGACGCAACAAGAUUAAAAUGUUAAGAAUGAUGCAACAAGGUUUGAUGCAUUGUAUAUCUCCAAGCAUUUAGUCAUUCAACAUCGUAUACUGAAGAGAUUUAUGCAUCAAGAUUAAAACAAUGCAGUAAGUUACUGCUGUUGAAAAGAAUGCCAAACACAAAUCAUUACUCACGGUCUACUUCAUCUUGUCUAAGAAGUGUACUUGACACAAACAGAACCCGCAAAAUGAAAGGAGGAAGGAGGUGUUGAUAUAAGGAAAAGGAAAAGAAGGAAAUGAAAAGGAGAAAGGAAAAGAAGGGGGAGGAAGAAGUAAACGGGAGAGAUUUUGAUAGGGACUAAACAUUUGUUUUUUUUUUUUUCCUCAGGGACUAAAACAUGUGUUUAAGUGUAGGAAAUAAAACAUAAAAAUUGUGUCGUUGCGUCGUGUUGACUUAGCAUCACUAUUUUGCCUCAUACACAACAUAUUAGAGGAUAUAUAACUCUACUAUAGGUACCAUUUUCUUUUUCUGACUGUUAUUUGUUUGACGACAAUGGUUUUGCAUACAUGAAUAUAUAAGCAUUUACUGAUCAUUUACUAUCACGAAAAGCAUACUAUAUAUACUAAUUACUAAUUAAUAGGUCUCGUGCUUGUAGAUGGAAGGCUUUGAAGGGCUCCGAUGAAGGUGUUCACGACGAGGUAAAUGCUAGAUAUGUUGUGGCCAUAAAAGGUCAUUCAUAUGCCCUAUCUAGGUGUUACACAUAGAAGAGUAAACCUCCCAUGACACUUAGUUCUCCUACUUAGCUAGGUCACUCAAACAAAACAAAAAAACAAAGAGUGGGAAAAAAAUGAAUGUGCCAUUACCCUCAAACCUAGCGGUUGUUGAUGGAAGCCCUGAAUGGUUUAGUAGAGCAGACAAUGCAUGGAAGCUAAUAGCUGCAACCCUAGUUGGUAACCCUAGUUGGUCUGCAAAGUGUUCUAGGGCUCAUAAUCUUGUAAGGUGGAGCAGUGAAGAAGAAAUGGGUAGUGAACUCAGCAUUCAUGUCACUCUAUGCUUUUACAUGUGUGUUCUUCUGUUGGGUUGUGUGGGGAUACAGAAUGUCUUUUGGUGAUGAGCUUCUUCCUUUCUGGGGAAAGCCUGCUAUGUCACUUGAGCAUGCAUAUCUUUUCAAGAAGGCAUUUUUGGGGGCCUUCCCAAAUGCCACAAUGUGUGUGUUUGCUGCCAUCACUUUGAUUCUCAUUGCUGGGGCCGUGUUGGGGCACAUGAACUUCUAUGCUUGGAUGCUUCCCUGGCCGUUCUCAACACCCACGCUUGCUCACUUGGUCAUCCUUGAUGUCCUCUUUUUCCGAAAGCCUUCUGUAAUUGGAGCUGUUCAAGGCAUGAUCACUGGUUUGGUUUGCAUAACCCCUGCUGCAGGUGUUGUUCAGGGAUGGGCAUCACUUAUAAUGGGACUUCUCUCAGGCUCAAUUCCUUGGUUCACCAUGAUGGUCAUCCAUAAGAGAUCAAAGCUACUGCAGAAGGUUGAUGAUACUAUGGCAGUGUUCCAUACUCAUGCCAUUGCAGAAACCCUAGGAGGACUCCUCACUGGGCUCUUUGCUGAUCCAAGACUCAACCGGUUGUUCUAUGGACAUGAUGCUCAAUACGUUGUUUUCUUUUAUGGUUUCGGUUCCAACAAGCUCAGCACCGGCUUCAGGCAAAUGGGAGUCCAAAUCCUUGGGAUUAUCUUUGUUAUCUUUGUCAACUUCAUUCGGAUCUUUUUUCCAUUGAGAAUUUCUGAAGAGGAUAUGGAGAUAGGUGAUGAGGCUGCUCAUGGUGAAGAAGCUUAUGCAAUCUGGGGUCAGGGUGAUAAGCUUGAAAACUCAAGUUCAAAGUAUGGAAGUUCAUUAUAUAAUGAUGUUGAAGCUGGUGCCCCCAAGAAGAAGCGUGCUGGCACUGUUCAGAUGAUGUCCAACUAAAUACUAUAUAGUAUGAUAUGUCCUUGUCUUGCUCAUGCUCUUGUUUUCAGAGACACGUAUUAUUAAAGUAAAAUAAAAGAUCGUGUCUCAUUGUUGUUUGAGUCCUAGGAUACAACAACUUUGUUUAUUUUACUUUCCC